This is a messenger RNA of Brenthis ino (lesser marbled fritillary), 522 nucleotides long. The record is from the annotation of a GenBank genome assembly. NCBI's taxonomy places the organism in Eukaryota, Metazoa, Arthropoda, Insecta, Lepidoptera, Nymphalidae.
AUGCCUGCGGACUCUAGAAGGAAAGGGAGGCGUCGUACACGUACUCCCUCGCCUUCUAAUACUCUGAACGAGAUUUUGAAGAGACUACAAGAUCUGGAGGAACGGGCACGCGGGAGCGAGCUUCUAUCUGCUUCGGUGGUAACCCCGGAGCCCUGCCGAGCUCUCACUAUGCCAAGCACGCCACUGCCAGCUGUGGAGCCUGCCACAACACCUGCCUGCGCACCCCCAGCUUCUGCACAAGACGUCGCUGCCACAUCGACGCCUGCGGGGAACGACGCAAAAAGCGUUGCAGAACGCUUCCUAGACGCUAUCAUCCAAUUCCCGACGCUUGCUAUUUUAAUUUUAACCCUUUUGCUAUCAAGCGCCAUUAAUUCUAGAUGUGUGUGCCUAACGUAUUGUUUUGUUGUAACAGGUUGCGAUGAAGAUCAAGACCAAAAUGGUGCUGAUCCAUCAUCAAGGACUGAUGAGGACCGCGAGGACGCUGCCAUGUCAGGAGAGGCCGUGUUAGAUGGCAACACUAUU